Molecule: messenger RNA, 714 nt
Organism: Cimex lectularius (bed bug)
Lineage: Eukaryota; Metazoa; Arthropoda; Insecta; Hemiptera; Cimicidae
Source: the annotation of a RefSeq genome assembly
AUGGGGCUGUUACAACCUUUCUCUGAUGGAUUGAAGUUAGUUUUUAAAAAACAGAGAUAUCCUUGUCAGUCUAAUUUUCUUAUUUAUUAUUGUUAUCCAAUCUUUAUAAUAGUUUUGUCUUUUAUGCUAUGAUGUUUGUUCUUUUUUUUUGGUGAGGGGUUGUUUAUACUAGUUUUCUUAGGUGUUGAGGUUUAUUGGGUGAUAAUUAGUGGCUGGUAUUUUAAUUCUAAUUAUGUUAUAUUAGGGGCAGUUCGUUCUGUGGCUCAGACCAUUUCUUAUGAAGUAAGAAUAGCCUUGUUGGCUUUAGGGGUUGUUUUUUUUAUUUGGGAGAUUUGAUUUUCUUGAUUUUAUAAUUUUUCAAAAAAAUAUUUUUUUUUGUUUUUUACUGUUUUUGGUUUUUGGUAUAUUUCUUGCUUGUUCGAAACAAAUCGUUCACCUUUUGACCUUGCUGAAGGAGAAUCAGAAUUAGUUUCAGGGUUUAAUAUUGAGUACAGAAGAGGGGGUUUUGCAUUUAUUUUUUUAUCUGAAUAUAUAAAUAUUCUUUUUAUAAGAACAUUCACUUGUAUUUUAUUUUGAAGGGCUGAUUUAAGACGUUUGUUUUUUUAUAUCAAGGUUUUGGGAUUUUGAAUAGGCGAUAAACUUAUAUAUAUGACGUGAAAGAGUUUUUUACCUAUUUCAUUAAAUUAUUUAUUAAUUAUUAUUAGAAUUUUCUAA